Molecule: messenger RNA, 790 nt
Organism: Chenopodium quinoa (quinoa)
Lineage: Eukaryota; Viridiplantae; Streptophyta; Magnoliopsida; Caryophyllales; Amaranthaceae
Exons: 2
Coding region: 112-546 (144 amino acids)
Source: RefSeq, a predicted model, not a curated record
UCACACUUUCCAGUAUUCACUAUUUUCCAAUUUAUUUUAGGGUUAGGGUUUAAGCUUUUAUAUUUUUUCAUUUCCCCUUUCUCUUUCUAUCUCAUUUCUUGAAUUCCAUCAAUGGCGACAACUCCUACAACUGCAACUCCAAAGAGAAAGCCAGUGUUCAUCAAAGUUGACCAGCUAAAGCCCGGUACUACUGGCCAUACAUUGACUGUCAAAGUUGUGAGCUCCAAAACUGUGUUAAACAAAGGAAGAUCGGCUCCUUCUGCUUCUCUUAAUCCUCGUCCUACUCGCAUCGCUGAAUGCGUUGUUGGUGAUGAAACCGGCGUUAUCAUCUUCACCGCUCGUAACGAACAAAUUGACCUCAUGCAGCCUGAUGCUACAGUAAUCUUGCGUAAUGCAAAGAUUGAUAUGUUCAAGGGUUCUAUGCGGCUUGCAGUUGACAAAUGGGGUCGUGUUGAGGUCACUGAUCCUGCUAGCUUCCAGGUCAAGGAAGCUAACAAUCUCUCCAACGUGGAAUAUGAGUUGGUGAAUAUUGCUGAAGAAAAUUAGAAGUUGUUAGGUCGAUAGCUUGAAGUGGAUUUCUUACUAUCUUUUUUGGUUUGUGAAUUAUUAUUGUUAUUGCUUUGCAACUUUCAUGAGUUUCACAAAAUCAUCAUUGAAGAAGCAUUGCCUCUGUAUUCAUAAAUAAUGCCUUUUUUUUUUUUUUUUUUUUUUUUAAUUUUUUUUAUGUGGUUUAAAUUUACCUCGUUAAUGUUUUUUCUCGUUGCCAAUAGUGUUAAAGAUGUUAACCAUA